Molecule: messenger RNA, 777 nt
Organism: Scophthalmus maximus (turbot)
Lineage: Eukaryota; Metazoa; Chordata; Actinopteri; Pleuronectiformes; Scophthalmidae
Product: interferon a3
Exons: 5
Coding region: 90-650 (186 amino acids)
Biological process (GO): defense response; response to exogenous dsRNA
Cellular component (GO): extracellular region
Molecular function (GO): cytokine receptor binding
Source: RefSeq, a predicted model, not a curated record
GUGACCUGCAGCAGGUUAGAGACACUGACACUGACGUCUUCAUCGUCUUCAACACCUUCAUCGUCUUCAUUGUCUUCAUCGUCUUCAUCAUGAUGGGCUGGACCAGCAUCUUCGUCCUCUGCAGUGUCCUCACUCCUGCUCUCUGCUGUAAUUGGCUCAGACACUACAUUUACUACAGCAACGUCUCUCUGACGCAUCUCCGUCGCAUGGGAGAUCAGCUGACUGAACAGGAGAGUCCAGUUUCUUUUCCCUACAGACUUUACACACGCAUACGAAACACUGAGGUCGAGUCCCAGUUGGUUUUCAUCAGAGACAGCUUGGACCGGAUCUCUGACCUCUAUCGCCAUGACAGCCUCUCCUCCGUUACCUGGGAUACAGACACGACUCAUCACUUCAGGAUGAGCGUCGGCAAAAUGAUUGACGGACUCAACACCUGUGUGUCUCCCAACAAACAAACAGACAACAGACUGAGGAAAUACUACAGGAGGCUGUCCAGAAGUACUUUGUACUGCACUGGAGGUAGCACUGCAUGCUGGGAGAUCAUCAGGCAGGAAACUGAACUGCACCUGGAUCAACUGCAGCUGCUCGUCUCCUCCAUCUUGGCUCCAGAUGCUGCCACACGGAGGCAAUGCAACACUCUGCUUCACUGACUAUUGAUCAGGUUAUCAUGAUAUUUAUUUAUUGCUCCUGAUAAAUAUUUAUUUAUGAUCAUGUUAUCAUGAUAUUUAUUUAUUGAUCAGGUUAUCAGGUUAUUUAUUGAUUGAUCUAGUUAUCAUG